This is a messenger RNA of Stylophora pistillata, 1696 nucleotides long. Its product is annotated as ubiquitin-conjugating enzyme E2 U. The record is from RefSeq and is a predicted model, not a curated record. Lineage: Eukaryota; Metazoa; Cnidaria; Anthozoa; Scleractinia; Pocilloporidae.
AUGGCGGACGGUAGAGGAGAAUGCUCCAUCUUCUUUCGAUUUUAAAUAUUUAUCCCUGUAGAACGCGUCAAAUCGGCUGCAGCAGCGUUGUAAACCAUGAUUUAAUUUAGUUAGUAUGGUAUUCAUGGACAGAAUUAGAAGCUUUUCGAAGAGAUGUAAGAUCUAAUAGUCAUUCGUUUUCCUAAAUAACUCGCCUAGAGCAAGCCGAAUUUGUUCGUGCUCUAGAACAGUAGAAGAAUGCAUUCAAGGGCGCACAUGUUACUCGAGAAAGAGUGGUUCAAAUUGCAAAAGGAAGAACUUCCUUGGGGCAUUAAGGCCAAUCCACUAAAGGAGGAUGUGGACAUGUUUACCUGGGAAGGAACCAUAAAAGGCCCUAAAGACACAAUGUGGGAAGGUGGUGUUUUCAAGUUAUAUCUUCAAUUUGAUGAGUGCUACAAUGACAGACCACCAAAGAUUUUCUUUCACACAAUUCCCUUCCAUCCAAAUGUUGAUCCAGAAACGGGUCAAGUGUGUACAGACUUCCUUGAUGAUUCAAAUUGUUGGAAAGAGUUUUAUUCAGUUUCUUACAUGCUGCUCAGUAUCCAGCUGCUGCUCCCAAAUCCUGUUCUUGAGGAUGCUGUAAAUCCCAGUGCUGCCAGAAUUUUUGCUUCUUCGCCAAGUAGUUUCAGACAGACUGUGCUGGACUGUGUUCUUGCUAGUAAGAGAGUUGAAGUUGGCCUCAAACCCCAUACGGCCGAGGAAGUCGACCUGACUCGAAUGUCCCCAAAAGAUUCCGCACCGCCCGAAAGAACUCCUGACGAGAGUAAGAAGAGCUCGAAAAUCGGAAAAGUUUCGUUUGACGACUAUCACGCCAUGUGGAGUGGAAUAGCCACAACAAAACCGGUCUCGAGUUCUAACAAUCCGCUAAGUGAGGUUCUCAAAGCCGAUUCCAAUCUGCAAGUCACACACUUUGGACUGCCGCAACAGGAAUUACACGAAGAAAUUCACAAACAACUGACUGAGCAUAACGCCGUAAUGUACGGCAACUUUGAUACUGGACGAGAUGGCCGGGACUUGACGGAACUGAAGUCUACUAGGAUUCAAUUGCUGAAACAGAUUUACCUGCCUAAACAGCAAGGAGGUCUUUCCGGCACGGACACUCCUGUAUCAAGAACUCAUACAUGUGCCCCUUCACCAUCGGCAACAAUUGCGAGGGGCCUGGAGCCUCAUGACCAGGAGGUCGAGGAGCUGUUGGCGUGGACUAAUACGUUGCCUUAGUAACUACGAAGUUGAUACGACGAAGUAUGUGAAGUGAUAGCCGCGUCCUAGUUGGCGCCAAAACUGACAUGGUUAAUUAACUGUUCUUAUUGAGCACUGGUGGACCGAUCCACCAGAAUUUUUUCACGCGUGUGUGAAUGAAGACGUUUUGCGGGGAAGGGGUACCGCAAACAUCAAUUGUCAAACGCUUUAUUAUUUCAAAAAUAAAAUAGAACGAAAGGAAGAGUGAAAAGGGUGUGUUUUGGUUCGUAGUAUGCGACUCGAGGUAGGCGCCAUCAUUUUGUUUACAUGGCUUUACAAGAGCAGUGCUGAGCUAUUAUUCUGCCAACUAGAUCUUUUGUUACGCCAUGUCUUCGUUGCCGUUGCCGUUGCCGUCGUGGUUUGCUGAAGGUCCCUAAUAGUAAGACCACAAAUGCAGAAAUACACGCGUGUUUUUUUA